Cajanus cajan (pigeon pea) is the source of this 531-nucleotide messenger RNA. The record is from RefSeq and is a predicted model, not a curated record. Lineage: Eukaryota; Viridiplantae; Streptophyta; Magnoliopsida; Fabales; Fabaceae.
AUGAGAUCAAUAUCCUUUACUUUCUGGUUAUUGCUGAGUUUCAGAGCACUCUUUACAGAGGCACAAGUACCAAAUUUAUUGGGAAGUAAUUGCCAAAACACCAGCCAACAACAACAACCUCUCAGCAGUGCAUACCAAACUAAUCUUGAGAGAAUCCUUACAUGGGUAUCCUCUGAUGCAUACAAAGGCAAAGUUUAUAACUACAGAAGCAUAGGCAUCACCUCCUCUGUGUAUGGCCUCUAUGAUUGCCGUGGUGACGUGGUUGGAUACUUUUGUCAAUUUUGUGUUUCUAAUGCUGCCAGAGAAGCCCCUCGGCUCUGCCCCAAUAGUGUAUCUGCUAUGGUGUGGUAUGAUUAUUGCAUUCUAAGGUACUCAAAUGAGAACUUCUUUGGGAAAGUUCUCACAAACCCAAUAUGGUAUGUUCUUGGAACCAAAAACAUAUUCAACAAGACAGAGAUUCAGAAAGUAGGCGCCACCUGCACAACAAUUGGGGCAUUCACCUCUGGCACCUCCGAGCUCGGCACCACCUAG